Messenger RNA from Dentiscutata erythropus, 465 nucleotides. NCBI's taxonomy places the organism in Eukaryota, Fungi, Glomeromycota, Glomeromycetes, Diversisporales, Gigasporaceae. The record is from the annotation of a GenBank genome assembly.
AUGAGCUUCAUUGUAUUCAUUCAAGAUGGUCGACAAGGUCUUCUCCCUAGAAUUUUUCUUUUCUCUCUUAUAAGUGGCGUGGGACACGUUUGUUAUACUAGUGUUUAUAAUUACAGGCAACAAUUAAUCCUUAAAUCAAAAAACGUGCAACAAUACUCUCCACUUGCGUCAAAUUCCCCGGCCAAAGAAAUUUUGAAUAAUGAUAAAAAAGAAUCAAAUGAUAGAAAAGAAUUAAAUGAUAAAAAAGAAUUAAAUGAUAAAAAAGAAUUAAAUGAUAAAAAAGAGACAAAAGAUAAAAAAAUGAUGGAUGGACUGCUUAAUUGGCUUGCCACAAAAAAAUGGACUGGUAUUAAAAAGAUAUCGGAAGAAGAAUAUAAACAGAUCAAACAAGCUAGAGCUGAAGCUAAAGCAAUGCGAUUAGAAGAUUCAUCAACAACAUACGAAAAUUCUAAUAAUCGAUCGUAA